UUUUUUUUUAUUGGAAAAGGAACAAGCUCCGCCUCCUCUGCUCUGUCUGGGCAAGGAGUCUCCGCAAAGCGUUCUGUAGCGUGGUGGGUCGUGUUGGCCCCGCUCCGGUUUCCGUAGGUGUGACUUCCGGUUUAGGGAAUCUGCACACCGGAAGUGGCGAAGGGUAGGAGCUGAAGGAGCGGUGCUGAGGGGACCCCCCAAAAUGUUGGUGUUAGUGUUGGGAGACCUUCAUAUCCCGCACCGCUGCAACAGCCUGCCAGCUAAAUUCAAGAAAUUGCUGGUUCCAGGAAAAAUACAGCACAUUCUCUGCACUGGAAACCUCUGCACGAAGGAAAGCUAUGACUACCUCAAGACCCUGGCUGGUGAUGUUCAUGUAGUUAGAGGGGAUUUUGAUGAGAAUUUGAAUUAUCCUGAGCAGAAAGUUGUAACUGUUGGACAGUUUAAGAUUGGGCUGAUCCAUGGCCAUCAAGUUAUUCCAUGGGGCGAUGUGGCGAGCCUGGCAUUACUGCAAAGGCAAUUUGACGUGGACAUCCUAAUUUCAGGGCACACGCACAAAUUUGAAGCAUUUGAACAUGAAAACAAGUUCUAUAUCAACCCUGGAUCAGCAACAGGAGCCUAUAGUGCUUUGGAAAACAACAUCAUUCCUUCAUUUGUGCUGAUGGAUAUCCAAGCUUCCACUGUUGUCACUUAUGUUUAUCAGCUGAUUGGUGAUGAUGUGAAAGUAGAAAGAAUUGAGUACAAGAAAUCUUAAAGCAAUUGUUCUGUUUGGCUUCUCUCUCUCUCUUUUUGCAAAAUGCACUCAAGACUCCACAGUGUUUGCAAUAUGGUUAGCUUAUGAAAUGACUCCUCUUAUCCUGUUGUAGACAACUUAAGUUUUAUAGUACUUGACUUCUUAUAAAGUAUGCCUUGGCUUAACUCUUCUCUUUUGCCAAAAAAGUGUUCAUGCUUGUAAAUACUGUUCAAGGUGCACAGCAAAGUUCUGUCUAUUCAUGUGCAUUAUUCCCUGUCUUGUAAUAAACAAUACUUUAACUUUAA
Molecule: messenger RNA, 1035 nt
Organism: Rhineura floridana
Lineage: Eukaryota; Metazoa; Chordata; Lepidosauria; Squamata; Rhineuridae
Gene: VPS29
Product: VPS29 retromer complex component
Exons: 4
Coding region: 203-751 (182 amino acids)
Biological process (GO): intracellular protein transport; retrograde transport, endosome to Golgi
Cellular component (GO): retromer complex; endosome
Source: RefSeq, a predicted model, not a curated record